AUUUCUUUUAUCCUGAAGACUUUCAGGGCAUUCCAUGCAUGCUUUACUCUUGUGAAGCUGUCCUGUAACAACGCCAGCGGUAGCUGUAAUGAGCACGUGCAAUGCGCAUUUUAGUAGCGAUGUGCUCAUAUACGCGCAAAUACAGCACAGCUUGGCACGCUCGGGGUGUUGCGCGUGGUGCCGGGAUUCGGCUCCACUGACACCCGGGUUUGAUCCCCAUAUCGGCGACGGACGUUUAGGGCUGCCGCCAAGCCAGCCCCGAGCACCGCCGUGCGUGCAUGCAAUGCAUUACGAGCAUGCAGCAGCCAGCGCAGCUGUGUUGUUGGUGGCGAUGGGCUAUGCCGCUCCACGCGGAACAUCGUACGUUCGGGAUACCGCGGCGUCGAGCGCCGAGCCAGCUGUGUGUGACCCCGCAUCAAGCCCGACAGAGGCAGCUACGAAACUCUACGUGACGUUACCGUGGAUCUGCAGGGAAACUGGCAAGGGACGGAAGCGCCUGUCAACACGUCGAGGUCGGAGUCUUGGUUGGGACGACGACCCGCCACAAGUGGCCGCGUGCGAACUCCGUGAGCAUUUUCCUGCUACGUUUACUCGUUACGUGUACUCAAUAACAGCUGCGGGGAGACCAAAUAGAUAGCAUACCAUCACAGUCUUCCCACCACCACAUCGCCACCUUCGUCAGUUCUGGUGUUGCCGCCAGUGUGCUGCCGCUGCGGUUUACCGCUUGAGUAUACGAGCUCAGUACCGGCCUCAGUACUGGCCUCAGGACCGGCGUGGACAUCACUCACGGCAGCAGCGGCACGAGCACGUGUGCGCAGCGUCACAGACCAUGCGUCCACAGCGCAUGUCGGCCCUACUAUUAGCGGGCAUGUUGGCCCUCACUGCGGGCGGCCUUCUCCCAGGCGCAGCAGCAACAGCAGCUGCCGGCACCGCCUCUCAAGGCUCAGCCGGGGAUACGGCCGCGCGCCGUGUCUUCACGGAUGAGUACCUAGUGCUGCCCGGCGCUGUGGCGGCGGCAGCAGCGGCAACAGCCGCCGGGCCGAAGCAGCAGCACCGGCGCCCGGACGAGGGCUCCCUCACGCGCGCGCUCGCCGGCCAUGCGCACCACCACGGCCGCAAGCUGCAGCAGUCCUCUGACACCAACACCAACACCACCGCGACCGCCACCACCACCACCACCACCACUGCCAACAUCACCACAGCACCCUCCAGCACCCCGCUAAACUGGUGCACUGCCAACAGCCUCCCCGACGGCAGCUACCCGGAAGCCAGCGACUGCGCCAAGUUCGUGCUGUGCUACUCCGGCCUCACCUACGUGUUCGACUGCGCGGACUGCCGCCUGUCUGACCGCGCCGCCGCCGGGCCGGGCGCGACCGGCGGCUGCCUGGGCCAGGCCAAGCUGUGGUUCAACAUGGACAGCGGUGUCUGCGACUGGCCAUCCGCUGUGUCCACCUGCUCCGCCGCAACCGCCGCCGCCGCCAGUGACACCCCCAGCCCAGCGAUGCCACUCGCCCCGCCGCCCAGCGCCCCGCCUACGUCCAGUUCCACCAGCCCCGGCUCCGGCACCACCUUCCGUAACGCCAACGAAGGCCCGUACGGCGGCUACGGCCACUACGGCUACGGCGGCUACGGCUAUGGCGGCUACGGCGGUUACGGCGGUUAUGGCGGCGCGGAUUUCCGUGACAGCAGUGGUAACGGCAACGGCGGCCGGCCAAGCAGCAGUGAGGAUGACCUGCUUAUUGAGCUGCGUGAGGGCAAGCCCUACUCGCCGGUGCCGGGGUACGGCGGCGGCGAGGACGGCAGCUGGUCGCCCGGCAGCUCACCAGACCCCGCUGACCUUGCCACCGACCUCGCCGGCAGCCCCGAAGACGACACGACCCACUCCGGCAACGGUAGUAUCAAUGGCAGUGGCAGUAGCAGGGGCAGUGCCAGUGGUGGCGGUAGCAACAGUGGCAGUGGCGGCAGCGGCGGCAGCAGCGGGUCGGGCGCUGGCAGCAACAGCAACAGCGGUGGUGACCCCUGUGCCGUGCCAGCCGCCGGAACCACACAACAGCAGCAGCAGCCACUGCCCGGCGCCGCCGUGGCCGAGUACUCGUCUGUGUUUGAGGCACCCGAGUGUGACGGCCGCGGCCAAAACACAUGCAUGACCAGCGGACUGGCGGGCAAGGGCUACUCGGGCGAGGGCGCGGAGAUGGACGGCCCCAACACCUUGUACAGCGAGUGCGCGGACGGCGACCCAGCCGGCGGCGGCGUUGGCGGCGGCGGCGGCGGCGGCGGCGGCAGCGGCUUCGUGGCUGACGUGGCUCUACAGGCAGCGUCCGGCACCAUGUUGCGCAGCGGUGAGGCGGCCCGCAUUGUGGCCCAGGUGGUGUGUGACCCCGCUGUGCCCGCCACCUUCGUCGACUUCUUCUACACGGGAUACACAGCCAUGGGCGCCGCGGGCCGUGUGUGGAACUACGUGUCCACUCAGUCCUGCGCCGACCUGCAAGCCGUCGACAACUCCACAACCUCCAACACCAACGCCACCUCUGCCCUCCUCGCCACCUCGCUGCCCUUCACCGUGCCCGACGGCACCGCUGCCCUGGGCGGCAGCGUGGCGGUGCGCGUGCAGCUGCGCGAGACGGCGGGCGGCCCCGUCAACGACCUGCCAGUGGCGUUCCCGUGCGCGUACGGGUCGUACGGCAGCAACGACCGAGAUGACCUGGUGGUGCAGGUGUGCCCAGCGCUGCCUCAAAGCAGCCCACCCGCCCCCCAGCCGUCUCCCUCUCCGCCCCCGAGGGCCAGCAGCACCAACACCGGUACCGGAUCUGGCACCAACCGCAGCCCUGACGGUGAUCUCUACCUACGCGGCAGCGACGGUGGCAGCAUCGGCGGCUCCAGUACCGGACCAGGCUGGAACGGGGCCGCUUCCGGUACCGGUGGCGCGGGCACUGGUGCGGGCGCCGGUGCCGCCGCUGCCGGCCCGGUUGCCUCUGCUGGGCAGCAGGUGCUGGAGGCGGCGCGUGCGGCGUUCUAUGCCAUAUUCUCUGCCAAGGUGCCGCCCGCCACAGGUCCCGCGUGAGGGCAGCUGCGUUCGGGCGGGUUGUCAUGACGGUGGCCUCAAGGCUCGGUAGUUGGGAGUUCGGAUAGGCGCCACUGCUGUGUGAGUGACACCACGGCACUAUGUGUUGCCGUGUAGUGCCGUGCUGCUGCCUGAUCCAGGUCUGGAGCCAUGUUCCUAUAGCUGGUGCAGCAGGGGCCAAGCAGGGCACUGUGAGGCCGUAUGGGCCCGAGUCAGUGACGUAAGCCGACGCACCUCGACGUCCCUUCUUAAUGAUUGACAGCAAAGCACAUAGCAUGUAUCAAAUUCUGGUCUGACUGAGACGCAUUUGCACAUUACACACGUGAGCCCAUUUGGUUGUGAGAGCAUGUUCGGUGGUAGGCGCCUAGGCGGCGAUGUGGGGGUUAAAAAGAUAGCAGGGCAACCUCAUGGGUUCGAAAACGUCCAUUCCUGCAGUCCUGCUGUAACGUUGAGGAGCG
This is a messenger RNA of Chlamydomonas reinhardtii, 3519 nucleotides long. RefSeq lists its product as uncharacterized. Bases 845 to 3061 code for a protein of 738 amino acids. Lineage: Eukaryota; Viridiplantae; Chlorophyta; Chlorophyceae; Chlamydomonadales; Chlamydomonadaceae. The transcript has 8 exons. The record is from RefSeq and is a predicted model, not a curated record.